UGUCUACACUGUGUUUGGGAUGUCUACAGAUCUCUGUUGAUGCAAUAUACAUAAAACAAUGAUGUGAUAUAGUCAUGGCAGCCCCUAGUGAGUGUGAUUAUACUUCUAGCGAGGACAGCGCUUCAGAUGUGUGUUCAUCUAGUUCUUGCAGUUGUGACUCGGGUUCCUGCUGCUCUUCUGAGUCGGCGGAUGAAUGUUCCUCUUGUAGUUGCUCUCCGCGUAGUGCCGGUAGUAAUGACGAGCACUACCAGGAUGAUUUAGAUCAGCUCAAGACGUUUAUCGCAGAUGUAGCUUCUUUAAUUAGACAGUCUAGGAACACGGAGGAUGUUCCCGUUACUACUAAUGUAGAGGUCCAGGUAUCGGAUGAGAAGCCCAUUGAGACCCCUGUGGAGCAGCCGGUAGCUGCACCGUUCAACAAGGAUUUGGACAAUGAGAUCGCUAACUUUGAGCAGCUCAUCAACAGCACAGAGAUUAAACUCAAUGGCCAUUCAGGUUUUUGCGAGUUUGAGGCUCAGGAAUCUCCAUACGCAACUACUGUUGCCGAUACCCCUGUGGGAUAUUGCUUUACAAAUGACGACACUGCGCGCGAGGAGAUGCCAGAGGAGAGUUGUAGUGAAUCUGAGGAUGAGGCAGAGCCCGAUUUAGACAAGUUGCACUCUCGCUUGGUAGCUUUAGACUUGCACUCAUACAUGGGCCUUGUUGAGUCUGUGCUUGACAAGCGCGUUAAGCUUGACCUGCUUUAAUAU
Babesia bovis T2Bo is the source of this 746-nucleotide messenger RNA. RefSeq lists its product as uncharacterized. NCBI's taxonomy places the organism in Eukaryota, Apicomplexa, Aconoidasida, Piroplasmida, Babesiidae. The transcript has a single exon. The record is from RefSeq and is a predicted model, not a curated record. Bases 75 to 743 code for a protein of 222 amino acids.